GCAGCCAAUGCGCUGCACGCAACAAAGCAUACCACACGCGUUGUCGCCCGUACUUCAUGCUGCUGCGUGGUGUUCACGGACGGUUGUGCAAACCUCUAGCACAUGCCCGAGCUUUGGGGGUGGUUCGGCUAGGCCCGAACUUGGAAGCAUGUGCGUUUGGCACGGACACAAGGCAGCAAGAACCCAAGAGGCGUACGGUGGUAGCAGAGGCCGGGCAUCUCAUGAAGUUGUACUCCCAGUUGUCCAAGCACCGUUUGAGCGCGUUGGUUAUGUCGACAACGUCUGCCGGUUACCUGGCGGCUGGAGGACCGGUCGAUGCCCUUGCGCUCACGAGUGCUUGUGUCGGCACGAUGCUCGCGUCGAGCUCGGCUAACACGUUUAACCAAGUUAUCGAGACUGCGAAUGAUGCCCGAAUGCAUCGGACACGGGCCCGUCCGCUCCCUUCCGGGAGGAUUUCGCGCCAGCACGCGCUAGGGUGGGGAGUAGCGUCAGGUACUGCUGGUAUCUCUGUUCUCGCGGCGGGCUCCAACCCACUUACGGCUACCCUUGGUGCAGCCAACCUGCUCUUGUAUGUCGGGCCGUACACGCUGUCGAAGACGAGGUCGGAGAUCAACACAUGGGUAGGCUCGGUUGUUGGCGCCGUGCCACCUUUGAUGGGGUGGGCAGCCGCCACAGGCGAAUUGGUCGCCGUGGAGCCGCUGUUGUUGGCCACAUACCUUUUCAUGUGGCAAUUUCCGCACUUCUUUUCUCUUGCCUGGCUUCACCGUGAGGACUACGCCAGAGGGGGCUUCGCGAUGGUCCCAUGCGCCGAUCCAACAGGGAGUAGAACAGCGAGCCUCGUUACACGGUACUCCUGGUACCUCGUGCCCAUUCCGUUAGCAGCAGCCGCUCUGGAUGCUACGAGCUGGAUGUUCGCGGUAGAGGGCACAGCUUUCAAUGCGUACCUCCUCUACCACGCUUACCGAUUUGAUAAGGACAAAUCCAAUGCAAACGCCAGAGGAGUGUUCAAGGCGUCGCUGUGGCAUCUACCAGCUGUCCUGGCAUUGUUCGUGUUUCACUCGCGUCGGUGGGAGCUGGAGGACAAAGCGGAGGACGAGCAGCUAUCCACACUCAUCCCAAGAAUAAGGGCGCGCCUCACGAAACUAUGCCUGCACGAAAUCGUGCAAAAGGAUGAGGCAGCGUCAUUUUGCCCAGUGGUAGUCGUAGAAGCAGCCGGGACGGAGGCUCAGAACAUCGCGACGGCGGCAGCUCACAAGGAGGAGAGUCUGCUGGCACGGAGUGAUACAGGUAGUUAGGUAGGAAGCCCAGGCAUAUCAAGGAUAGAACGCUUUCGCGAUUGUGAUGUUGCUUUCCCCCAAUAGCGAGCAGUUAGGACCCCGAAAUCACUACACGCUUCCGGGGUAGCUGCUGUAGCACGACGUGUUGGAACCACGUGUGUUCAACAUCUACUCAGCGCACCGGCAUAAAAACGCGUAGCUUCAUAGCCAACAACGGAUGCCGCGCACGCUGUGCGUAAAAUACUCCCAUCUACACCGUACGCCGCACAGCAGUGAACGGCCGCGCGCAAUUAGCCGUGAUUUUGGUUGAUGAGCCCGUCCACCUCAUUUCCUAUAAAGAACGCCAGCGCAGCGCACGAUCCUCCUAGGACGAGCAUUUCUGUGCCGGAGAUGCACCAGUGACGGGUGCCGAAUUGACUCUUGACAUGCGUCGGAACAGCGGGGGUCGCAGGAUGUUUGGUCAUGGUUAGUGAAGCGUUUGUGCGUACUCAAAAUUCGAUGGCAUGGUCGUCGUGAGUGAAAGGGACGGCUGAACACUUAGGAGCAAGUGAAGGCAAGCACCGCAGAAUGAAGGCGGAGAAAAUAGAAAACUUUUGAGAGAUGUUCCUCCUGUGACUUCCGGUAUUGAGUUGGUUUCAUGCACGCGCUGCGUGAUGCCCGGCUGCAACGCGAUUUGUGUCUCCCACCGAUUGCCGCACAAGAUCGAAUGGUCACCGUGUAUGCGAAUACGACCAAACACGCAACACGACUCUCUUCUGUUGAGUUUCCUCUUAGACCUGAUCGGGAUCGGGCGAUCCCUAGCAAAACACAUGUGUUGCUGUCCCGUGUAGACUUGCGUCUUCGAUCCGUCAGCCGGGUUAGGGAAAUC
Molecule: messenger RNA, 2145 nt
Organism: Ectocarpus sp. CCAP 1310/34
Lineage: Eukaryota; Phaeophyceae; Ectocarpales; Ectocarpaceae
Source: the annotation of a GenBank genome assembly